Molecule: messenger RNA, 1875 nt
Organism: Acanthaster planci (crown-of-thorns starfish)
Lineage: Eukaryota; Metazoa; Echinodermata; Asteroidea; Valvatida; Acanthasteridae
Molecular function (GO): 3'-5'-RNA exonuclease activity
Source: RefSeq, a predicted model, not a curated record
AUGAAAACUAGUAAAAGAGAAGUGUGCAUGGAGCUGAAGUCAGUCAAAACUGAACUGGCAAUAUUGGAAGCUGAGCACAGCAUGAUGAUUUCAGAAAAACUAGAGCUGAGACGAGAUGUGCCCGGUAGACCAUAUACUAAUGAUGUGGACAAGUGCAUAAUGGAACUAUGCUGUGAACUAAAUGUGCCUACAACAAAGGUUGGCGAAGUCAUUGGUGCAGUAUGUAGGCAUAUAUUCAAAAAGGACAACAUUGAUAAUCUGCCGUCUGCUUCCACAGCGAACAAUAUGGUAGACCAAGCACACGUUCUUAGUAAGCUCCAGAUGGCUGAGGGCAUCAUCGGAUCUGAGAGAUGGGACCUUCAUGGGGAUGGCACUUCGAGAGAUGGAAAGAAAAUCCUUGGGCAACAAGUCACACUAAAUUCUGGUAAAACUUUGUCAGGAGGGUUUUCAGCAGUGGCGGUAGAAGAUGGGGUCACUCUUCUAGACAACAUAAUUGCUAUGAUGGAGGAACUUAGUGAUUUGUAUGGUGGUGAAGAAAAAGAGGAGGUCUAUAAGAAGAUGAAGAAAAUGUUUGCAACAAUGUCUGACAGGUCCAGUGUCAACAAGGCAUUCAACAAUCGACUGGAAUCAUACAGGGCAUCACUACUUGGGGACAAAUCUGUAGGGCUGCACUUUUUGUACUGCAAUGCACAUUUUUUGCUUGGUUUGUCAAAUAAUUGUGAAGGUGUUUUAAAGGAGCUGCAGAAGGACCUUGUGAAUGAGAAGGGUCAAGGAAUCGGUAGAGAUGCGGAGGUAAAAUUUGGACGUUUCAGUUCAUCAGGUGAAUCAGCUGCAGCAAGGUACAUCAGAACUGCAUGUGAUGUGUUGGGACCAAGGGGUGACCAGAAGAAUGGUUGCAGGACUAAAUGGGUGGCAUUCUGUUCAGAAACCCUGGGAGUGAACUCUGAAGUGUCCAGUUUUCGGAUGAAUCUGCUUCAAUAAUUUCUUUAAAGGAGCAGCAGGGUUAUUCUUUCACAGGACCCAAAUCCAUGAUUUUCUUCAUAAUUUUUGUGACUCCAUUAACAUGAAGCUUGAAAGUGUGAAGCUUGACUGUGACAGCAACAAAGUUCAAAGUCUUGUCAGAGCCCUUGGCAUCGUGUACUACGUCAUUACUGGUCCAUUUUGGAAUCUGUUGCAGAGUGAUGUACACUACCUAGACCAGUACAAGUAUGUCCAGGAGAUGUUGAAGAAAUUUAAAGGGUGGUCACAUGACAGCAGCAUGUUGUUGACUGAUCCAGUGAGUGUUUUCCCUGAUUUUGCAGUUCCAUUUGACAAGAUAUGGAAAUGUUUGCUGGAUGGUAAUGCGUCAGGUCGUACUUUGACCAGAACUGCAUUGGAAAAGAGCAUGGCAGGUUUUGUCAAGGUAACAAAGAAACAGCUGGCAGAUUUCUUGCCAGAAGGGUUAUAUGGGACAGCUCCGGAAGGUGAUCUUCGUGAGAAGAUGAUGCACUGCAAGCUCACUAAUCUAGUGUCAGAAUAUGAAUUUGGGGACCUUGAUUUCAGCCAGUUCAGACGAAGACAUGCAUCACUGCACUAUCAUUCAAGCGUUCAGAUGGCAAAAAGAAACAAGACUAUCUCUGGCUGGCUGAAAUCCAAGCCUGACAAGGAACAAGAAAGAUUGUUGGAGGUUGCUCGUAAAAAAAGUUCAGAGCUCAAACGGAAACACAGGGAGGCAGAGAGGGAAGUUGUUAGGAAGACAGAGGAGCGAUUAAUGGAGACAAACCGCAAGAAAAAAGAAAAAGAAGCACUAAACCUUGAACAAAAGAAAAAACUCAUUGAAGUUGUGAAACAACAUGGGGGCCCCUGUGUUAGGCCAAACGAUGUAGAUAUUGCAGU